GCGGCCCGCUAUCUCCGGCGGGCUCUUUCUUGCCUUCAUUCCCCAUCUCCUCCGCGUAUAAACAUGUCCAGAAUUCCUCAGCCCUCAUCUCGAGGGCAGAAUCUGAAAGUGGAUCCCCCAAUCCGAGGAACUCCUGUCAGAUCGCGCGUCCAGUCGAGUGUGGGGUCAACAACAACCCCCAGAACGCCCAGAAGCCCGGCGACACCACGAACACCAGCUACACCUGGAGCAACAGGGAAGCCCGCGACAGGCAAUGGGCUGGUUGCACCCGCGAGCAGGGCUCGGACGAAGUCUCAGCCUGCCUCACCAGUACGGGCGACCAAUCCGCGAUCCCCGACGCCCGGAAAGAGCGCGACCCCCAAGCGCGUCGCCUCGCCCACAAAGCGGGGUCCGUCGCGCGGCCCAUCGCCCCUGAAGCGCUCGGCAUCGCCCCAGAAAGAAGCGUCAAGUAGCUCAAAGCCUCAGCUAUCCAUCCGCGAACAGAUCGCCCUCAAGCGCGCCGAAGCCAAGAAGGCGCAACGCUCGGUGGCGGCAUCUCCGUCCGAGAAUCUUGAGGACGCGAUUCCAGACGCGCCCCCACCUGCGGAAGAGGACAUCCUCGGCCGCUUGUCCCUGCGCGAGACGAUCGAGCGCGCGCGGAGCACAGGCUCGCUCAACAUUGUCGCCCGAUCUCUUCCCUGCAUCCCCUCCGCGCUCUUUGAGAUCCACCUUGGCCUCACGCCAGCGCCGCUCAAGAGCGUCCCGGAAGAACCCCCGCUGCCCCCCGCGCCCCCAAGAAAGGGAAAGCCCGCCGAUCAGGAGACGGCGUGGUUUGAAGCCCAGGAUCUGGAGGUCCUGAAGGCCUUCAACAACGACAUUGUGGAGAUCCAGCCAGAGUUGUCACUCUUUGGAUCGCUCAAAGUACUCGACAUCCAUGCAAACAAAAUCGCCGAGUUGCCUCUGGCCAUUUGCGAUCUCAUGACGCUGUCCACCUUGGACGUCUCGCACAACUGCCUCACCAAACUCCCACCCGAUCUCUUUUCCCUUCCCGAGCUCACCGUUCUGAACGUCUCACACAAUGCGCUCACCUCGCUUCACUUCAACGAACCGUUCGCGCCCGGGUACCAACCAGCGCAGCGCCCGGACAACGAUUCGGUCCUCAUCUGCGAUAUACCCCGUGCGAGCGUUCCCCUCCCACGCCUCGUCACGCUCGUUGCCUCGCACAACAAGCUCACGGCGGCGGCCAUCGACCUCCCGUUACCCAGCACGCUGAUCAAGACUGACCUGUCGUUCAAUCCCCUGGGCUCGGACUCGGCGUGCAAGGCUCUGCUAUCCUCGGCAGCCCGGCUGAACAAACUCAAAGAACUGCACUUCGAGCAGGCCGAUAUCGGAGACGAAGUGUUUAUCGACAAUGCCUUCGCAGCCGGCUCGUUCCCCUCUCUUCAGCUUCUCGACUUCCGAGAGACUCGAGCUAGCCAAGCAGCCGUGAGGAACUCGCUGUCAAAGGUAGAGAAGGAGCUCUCGUUCGACUUCGUGAAUGAGGAUCCGCCGCCGGGCGUCAUGCGCGUCCUCGUUGGCAAGCAGAUCAUCCGCGAGGCAUGGGAGAUCGAGGCCGAGCAGAGACGCAAGGCGCGCACGGCCCACCUCGCGAAACCGACGGACGGCGACGAGGAAGCACAGAAGAACGGCGCGAAGCCAGCACCCAAGCCCGAGAUCGUCAAGGAGGUUUGGGAGUUCGAGGCGGAGCAAGGCUUGCUGACCGAGGGCGGGCGGCGGCGCGCUCGCGCGAAGGAGCUGGAGGAGAAAGAACGAGAGAGGCGCGAGCAGGAGGAGAGAGACAAGCCCGCACCGCCCGGCGCCUUCGCCCUCGACAAGUCGAAGUACUACGAUGACCGCACGCAUGCGCUCACGCUACCGCCAUCUACUGCGCCGACCCAUGCACGCGCCUUCUCCCUCGCCGCGCCCUCGCUUGCAUCCGCGAACAGCGAGGACCUCAAGGUCCCCACUGCGACGCUUCCGCUCAGCGUCAUCGCCGCACAGCCGUUCGCACCCACCCUGCGAUCGCUCACGCUCGCCAGCCGGCGCAAAGACCGUGUCGUGACGCUGCCCGUGUGCGCGUCCGAUACCGCGCUCCUGCCCGUCCUCGAGGAGCUUGAUCUAGAGGGGUGCAACCUCGGAGACACCAUCCCCGUCGCGCGACACGACCCCGCGUCGGGCGCGCCUGCAUCACCCGGCGCCAGCGAGCCCCUUCUGCCGCUGCUCACGCGGCUCUUCCCCUCCCUGCGCGUGCUCAACCUGACAUACAACCUCCUCACCAGCGCCGCGCUCACGACCCCCGUCCUCAGCGCACUCAUCCUCGCCGACAGCGGGCGGGUAGGCCUGCGUGUCCUCGGCUUGCGGGGCAACCGUAUCACCGGGCUCGAAGGGUUCGAGGGCCUCGCAGAAAUGUUCAAGGGGCACAGGGAGGUGCCAGAGUGGAAGCUCGAUGAGCUGGAUCUGCGGGACAACGACAUCGGCCGCCUACCACCCGAGAUGGGACUCCUACCGUUGGAUGUGUUCUUGGUUGAGGGGAAUGCAUUCCGUGCCCCACAGCGCCGCGUGUGGGAGCGAGAAGGGACGAAGGGUCUCUUGGCGUGGUUGCGGGGAGGAAUCGAGUAGCGAAAGUCAUAGGAAGUUCUGUUCUCUACUGUCAAACAUUCUACAUUCUACAUACAAGACCAGCUUUGCAAUUAUGGGACUCUUCAGCAGACC
Schizophyllum commune H4-8 is the source of this 2730-nucleotide messenger RNA. Its product is annotated as L domain-like protein. NCBI's taxonomy places the organism in Eukaryota, Fungi, Basidiomycota, Agaricomycetes, Agaricales, Schizophyllaceae. Gene Ontology annotation, molecular function: protein binding. Bases 64 to 2637 code for a protein of 857 amino acids. The record is from RefSeq and is a predicted model, not a curated record. The transcript has 4 exons. Gene Ontology annotation, cellular component: cytoplasm.